Messenger RNA from Prionailurus viverrinus (fishing cat), 2039 nucleotides. RefSeq names its product zinc finger protein 383. The coding region runs from base 269 to 1696 and encodes 475 amino acids. Gene Ontology annotation, biological process: regulation of transcription by RNA polymerase II. The record is from RefSeq and is a predicted model, not a curated record. Gene Ontology annotation, molecular function: RNA polymerase II cis-regulatory region sequence-specific DNA binding; DNA-binding transcription factor activity, RNA polymerase II-specific. The transcript is spliced from 7 exons. NCBI's taxonomy places the organism in Eukaryota, Metazoa, Chordata, Mammalia, Carnivora, Felidae.
GCCUCGCAGGAGCAGGGCCGCUCCUUCACUCGCUUGCCCGACCGUCGGCCUCCCGGGAAGGGUAACUGCAAGCUCUGCUCUUCUCAGAUAGGUCCCCAGAGGAAGAAGGAGGAAUGGCUGUUGACCAAGCCAAAUAAAAGCAAUGAAUGAGAGUUCCUGUUGCACCUCACCAGCAUUUGGUGUUAUCAGGGUUCUGGAUUUUGGCCAUUCUAAUAGGAAAACAGCCCCAAGGAGAACUGAUCCUCUCCUGCAAUACUGAAAGAAAGCCAUGGCCCAGGGCUCAGUGGUGUUCAGUGAUGUGUCUGUAGACUUCUCGCAGGAGGAGUGGGAGUGCCUGGACUCUGGUCAGAGGGACUUGUACAGAGAUGUGAUGUUGGAGAACUAUAGCAAUCUGCUGUCAAUGGGAUUUUACAUUCCUAAGCCUCAAGUCAUCUCCUUAUUGGAACAAGGGAAAGAGCCCUGGAUGGUUGGCAGAGAGCUGACAAAAGGCCUAUGUUCAGAUCUGGAAUCAAUGUGUGAAAACAAGUUAUUAUCUCUGAAGAAGGAAGUUUAUGAAAUAGAAUCAUGCCAGAGGGAGAUAAUGGGACUUACAAAGCAUGGCCUUGAGUACUCCAGUUUUAGAGACAUUUUGGAAUAUAGAAGCCACUUUGAAAAACAACUGGGAUAUCAAAGUGGGCAUUUAAGCCAAGAAAUAUUCACUCAUGAAUACAUGCCCACAUUUAUCCAACAGACAUUUUUUACUCUACAUCAAAUAAUUAAUAAUGAAGAAAAGCCCUAUGAAUGUAAAAAAUGUGGAAAGGUUUUUAGUCAGAAUUCACAAUUUAUUCAACAUCAGAGAAUUCAUAUUGGUGAAAAAUCUUAUGAAUGUAAGGAGUGUGGGAAAUUCUUUAGUUGUGGCUCACAUGUUACUCGACACCUGAAAAUUCAUACUGGUGAAAAACCCUUUGAAUGUAAGGAAUGUGGAAAGGCCUUCAGUUGUAGCUCAUACCUUUCUCAACAUCAGAGAAUUCAUACUGGUAAGAAACCCUAUGAGUGCAAGGAAUGUGGGAAGGCCUUUAGCUAUUGCUCAAAUCUUAUUGACCAUCAGAGAAUUCACACUGGUGAAAAACCCUAUGAAUGUAAAGUAUGUGGCAAAGCCUUUACUAAGAGCUCACAACUUUUCCAACAUGUGAGAAUUCAUACAGGUGAGAAACCCUAUGAAUGUAAGGAAUGUGGCAAAGCUUUUACUCAGAGCUCAAAGCUUGUUCAGCAUCAGAGAAUUCACACUGGUGAAAAACCCUAUGAAUGCAAGGAAUGUGGCAAAGCCUUUAGUAGUGGCUCAGCACUUACUAAUCAUCAGAGAAUUCACACUGGGGAGAAACCCUAUGAUUGUAAGGAAUGUGGGAAAGCUUUUACUCAGAGCUCACAACUUCGUCAACAUCAGAGAAUCCAUGCUGGUGAGAAACCCUUUGAAUGUCUUGAAUGUGGGAAGGCCUUUACUCAGAACUCACAACUUUUUCAACAUCAGAGAAUUCAUACAGAUGAAAAACCAUAUGAAUGUAAUGAAUGUGGAAAGGCCUUUAAUAAAUGCUCAAACCUUACACGACAUCUGAGAAUUCAUAGUGGUGAAAAGCCCUAUAACUGUAAGGAAUGUGGGAAGGCAUUUAGUAGUGGCUCAGAUCUCAUUCGUCAUCAGGGAAUUCACACUGAUGAAUAAUAAAAGUUAAAGCUCUUGUCACUUUCCUCAUAUUUUAAACGAAAAGAAAUUCAUAUUUGAUAGUUACCCUUUCACUAUUUUUUAUUUUUAAGUUUUAUUUUAUAUUUCUUUUUAAUCCAGAUAUAUUUCACUCUAAAUUAUGAAUUAAGAUUCUAAAUUGACAUUUGCAUAUUCUCUGUCCCCCAAUCUGUACUAAGGGCAGUUUUUCAAUAAUUCUUUCCUUCCCCAUUAUUUUGUUCUGCCUUCUUGGUGACACAUGAUAUUCUUGUUUAUAUUUGCUUGUAGUUUUUCUUCUCCGAUCUAUAUAUUUGUGCUUAUACCAAUAUCACAGUGUUUAAAAUUG